Messenger RNA from Volvox carteri f. nagariensis, 2817 nucleotides. RefSeq lists its product as uncharacterized. NCBI's taxonomy places the organism in Eukaryota, Viridiplantae, Chlorophyta, Chlorophyceae, Chlamydomonadales, Volvocaceae. The transcript is spliced from 17 exons. The coding region runs from base 1 to 2817 and encodes 938 amino acids. The record is from RefSeq and is a predicted model, not a curated record. Gene Ontology annotation, molecular function: leucine-tRNA ligase activity; ATP binding; aminoacyl-tRNA deacylase activity. Gene Ontology annotation, biological process: leucyl-tRNA aminoacylation. Gene Ontology annotation, cellular component: cytosol.
AUGUCGAUCCGACUUUCUAAUGAGCUCUCAUCCUCAAAUCUUUCAUCCCGCACAAUUCGCCCUGGGUUGGCUCAGUCUUUGCUGCUUCGGCCAUGCUCGCUUCGCUGCAAGGCAUUCUCUGUUCUUUCGCCAUUCCAGACGCGAGGGCCUGCAGCAAGUGGCCCUAUCCAUCAUCGCGGACUUCAGCCCACGAAGGCGGUGGAGGCCGUGGCGCCUGCGGCCCCGUCGCCCGCAUCCGCGACGCAAGCCGAUGCCAAGUCUGCAGCAUCCCAGGCAUAUCCCUUCACAGAAAUUGAAGCGAAAUGGCAGGCUUAUUGGGAGCAGAAUCAGACUUUCCACACGCCAGACCAGGUGGACACCAGCAAACCCAAGUACUACGUACUGGACAUGUUCCCCUAUCCCAGCGGUGCCGGCCUCCAUGUGGGUCACCCCGAGGGCUACACCGCCACCGACAUCCUAGCUCGAUACAAGCGCAUGCGGGGUUUCAAUGUGCUGCACCCCAUGGGCUGGGACGCGUUUGGGCUGCCCGCGGAGCAGUACGCGCUGCAGACCGGCACCCACCCGGCCGUAACCACGCAACGUAACGUGACGCGGUUUCGUCAGCAGCUCAAGGCGCUGGGGUUCUCGUACGACUGGAGCCGGGAGAUCUCCACGACGGAUCCGGAGUACUACAGGCCUCGGUGGCAGGCCGUGUCUCUAAAAUGUGUUUCGGAGCGCGGCGGUUACCCUGUGGUCCGCAUGCCCAUGAAGCAGUGGAUGCUGCGCAUCACCGCCUACGCGGAGCGGCUGUUGUCGGAUCUGGAGCUGUUGGACUGGCCGGACAGCAUCAAGGACAUGCAGCGGAACUGGAUCGGGCGGAGCGAGGGUGCCGAGGUCCGUUUCCAGCUCUCCGCCGGCCCGGGCGCCUCCCUGCCCGCUGACACCCACAUCACCGUGUUCACCACCCGACCUGACACGCUGUUCGGGGCGACCUACCUGGUGGUGGCUCCGGAGCACCCCCUCGUGGGGCAGCUGGCCACAUCCGAGCAUGCGGCUGCCGUACACUCGUACGUGGAGGCCGCCUCCCGCAAGUCUGAUUUGGAGCGUACGGAGCUUCAGAAGGAGAAGACAGGCGUCGACACGGGCAGCUUUGCGAUCAAUCCCGCUACCGGGGAGAAGGUACCUGUGUGGGUUGCGGAUUACGUGCUCGGGUCGUACGGCAGUGGGGCCAUCAUGGCCGUACCCGGACAUGACGUCAGGGACCACGAAUUCGCCGUCCGUUUCGGACUGCCCAUUAAGCAGGUCGUAGCCCCCGCGGAUGGAGGCGAGGUCGAGCUGCCGUACACUGAGCCCGGCGUCGCCGUCAACUCUUCCUCCUCGGCGCUGUCCAUUGACGGGCAGUCGAGCGAGGUGGCCCGUGGGUCGGUGGUGAGCUGGCUGGAGGGCGCGGGUGCGGGCAGCCGCCAGGUGAACUACAAGCUACGUGACUGGUUGUUCGCCCGGCAGCGGUACUGGGGGGAGCCCUUCCCGCUGGUGUAUCCGGAGGGUAGUGACGAGGCCGUACCCCUACCCGAGUCCUCUCUGCCGCUCACCCUGCCCGACACGGACCGCUUCAAACCCUCCGGCACGCCGGAGUCCCCCCUCGCUGCCAUACCCUCGUGGGUGAACACGGUGGACCCACGGGACGGUGUAACGCCCGCGAGGAGGGAGACGUCCACUAUGCCGCAGUGGGCGGGGUCGUGCUGGUACUACCUUCGUUACAUCAGUCCCCGUUUCGGAGCGGCCCUCGUGGACGCGGAGGCGGAGAAGUACUGGAUGCCCGUAGAUCUGUACGUCGGAGGGGCCGAGCAUGCCGUACUGCACCUUCUGUACGCGCGCUUCUGGCACAAGGUUCUGUACGACUUGGGUGUCGUAUCCACCCCUGAGCCCUUCCAGCGGCUGGUCAGCCAGGGUAUGAUCCUGGGUGAGGUGGAGUACACGGCCUUCAGAGACGGCGCAAGUGGGGAGUGGAUGGAGGAAGGGGCGCCGGGGGCGGUGCCGGUGAAGCUUUCCGAGUCCGAAGUGGACAAGCGAGGUGAUGGCUACGUGUUGAAGACCGACCCACGGGUCCGAGUAUCGGCCCGAGCUCACAAAAUGUCCAAGAGCCGUGGCAACGUCAUCAAUCCUGAUGAUGUGGUGGCCCAGUUUGGGGCGGACUCGCUACGACUGUACGAGAUGUUCAUGGGGCCACUGCGGGACACCAAAGUAUGGUCCACCCGGGGGGUGGAGGGGGUGCACCGCUUCCUUGCCCGCGUGUGGAGGUUGUUCGAGGGGGGAGUGAGUGAGGAGCCGCCCUCCCGGGAGCAGCUGAGGCUGCUGCACCAGACCAUCAAGAAGGUGAGCAUCGAGACGGAGGAGCUCCGGUUCAACACGGCCAUCGCCGCGAUGAUGGAGUUCGUGAACGGGGUCACCAAGUCGUGGAACAACAGACCUCGGGCUGCCCUCGAGCCCUUCGUUUUGCUGUUAUCGCCGUACGCCCCCCACUUAAGUGAGGAGCUGUGGGCCCGCUGCGGCCACAGCACCUCCUUGGCGUACGAGAGCUGGCCGGCGGCGGAUGAGGGGCUGCUGGUGGUGGAUACCGUCAACCUACCUGUGCAGGUGAAUGGCAAGACCCGUGGGACGGUCCAGGUUGCGGCGGCCGCGUCGCAAGACGACGCGAUGGCGGCUGCGGUGGGUAACGCCAACGUGGCCAAAUACACGGCCGACAAGGAAAUCAAAAAGGUCAUCUACGUGCCAGGAAAGAUCCUGAACCUGAUUCCCCCCCAAGGACUAGGGUUGUUGCUGUUCUUUCAGGACUAG